UGAGGAAGCAGAAGGGUCAGCUGUUGUUGCGGGUAACCGGAGCUAACAGCCGGGUGUCAGACCGGAUACCAUCCCGAUAAGGUUCAAACUACAUGGAACAAGUCGGCGGAGGACCACCGUCUCAUUUACAGCAAGAACUGUUCUGACUGAGCGAUAGACUACAGUAUAUUUUGAAGCAGCACCGCGGGCUUUAUUACCGAGGGGAUUUAUUUGAUUCAAAGCGUCUCUGCAUCAGGUGUUUCCCAGGACCGGUCCAGUGUGUGCCAGCAGCAGCAGCAGAUCCAUCAGACCAAGCUGGAUGUGAAACCUCCUCUGUCAUCAAAACGUGCCAUGAAUCAGCCUGGACAACAGCUGCUACCCACAUAGAGGUCACUUUACCUCUCUUUCCAUUUGCUUCGGUCCAGAGGAUGCUUGGAAUGUGUCGCGGGCGCAGGAAGUUCCUGGCGGCCUCCCUCGCCCUGCUCUUCAUCCCGGCACUCACCUGGCUUUACCUGUCAGUCGGUGGCUUUCAAGUGAAGCCCCUCCCCCUGUCUCCAUUGGAAACCCAGUCAUCCACUCCGGUGGGCGGAGGCGGCGAGCGCCAGGCGUUGGAGCUGCGGGUGCGGGCGGUGGAGGAGGAGAACCGGGCACUGCGCCGCGAGCUCAGCCGGCCACCCAGGAGCCCGUCAGCACGCCUUCCAAGUGGCGGUCACCACGGCAACCAAAGCCGAACCCAUUCAGAGGAGGGCACCGGCGACAAUGAGGGCCAGAAAGCUGCUGCGGUGGGAAACAGCUCAGACUGUGUGCAGCAGCCGGUGGUGGAUAAGUGUGAGACCAUCCAUGUGGCCAUUGUGUGUGCGGGGUACAACGCCAGUCGAGACGUGGUGACACUGGUGAAAUCAGUCCUUUUCCACAGGCGGAACCCCCUACAUUUCCAUUUCAUCACAGACUCCAUUGCUCAGCAAAUCUUAUCAUCUCUGUUCCACACUUGGAUGGUUCCUGCUGUUCGGGUCGACUUCUACGACGCAGACGAGCUGAAGUCUGAGGUGUCAUGGAUCCCCAACAAACAUUACUCUGGAAUCUAUGGUCUGAUGAAGCUGGUGCUCACCAAGACGCUUCCAUCUGACCUGCAGAGAGUCAUCGUCCUGGAUACAGACAUCACGUUUGCUACUGACAUCGCUGAGCUGUGGGCCGUCUUUCACAAGUUCAAAGGUCAGCAGGUUCUGGGUCUGGUGGAGAAUCAGAGUGACUGGUACCUGGGGAACCUGUGGAAGAACCAUCGGCCCUGGCCGGCUCUGGGCAGAGGCUUCAACACUGCUGCUGUCAAUCAGAUCUUAUCAAACCACACCCACACAGUCCUGGUGGAGUUUUAG
Messenger RNA from Scomber japonicus (chub mackerel), 1352 nucleotides. Its product is annotated as xylosyl- and glucuronyltransferase LARGE1-like. Lineage: Eukaryota; Metazoa; Chordata; Actinopteri; Scombriformes; Scombridae. The record is from RefSeq and is a predicted model, not a curated record. The coding region runs from base 408 to 1352 and encodes 314 amino acids. The transcript is spliced from 9 exons. Gene Ontology annotation, molecular function: xylosyltransferase activity; glucuronosyltransferase activity. Gene Ontology annotation, biological process: protein O-linked glycosylation via mannose.